AUGUAUAGCGACACGUGCGCUGGGCAAAAUAGAAACCAAUUUAUCACGGCAUUUUUGGUUCAUUUGAUUCAAAGGAUGGAUGGGCAGCUGGAAGUUAUUGAGCAAAAAUAUUUAGAGAGUGGUCACACUCAUAUGGAAGUGGACUCCAUGCAUAGUGCAAUAGAAAGACAGCAAAGACAUACGCCUGUUUAUUCCAUGAUUGACUGGAAGUCGAUCAUGGAACGUGCUCACUCUAAAAGAAACAGGGAUUCAGCACCACCUUAUACAGUUAAAGAAUUAAAAUACACGGAAAUGGUUGAUGUAAGAGCUCUUAAUGAAAAAAAUAGCAAAAAAAUACAAGCAGAGAUAAAGAAAGCAAUAAAAUUACAUGGCUGA
Messenger RNA from Parnassius apollo (apollo), 375 nucleotides. The record is from the annotation of a GenBank genome assembly. Lineage: Eukaryota; Metazoa; Arthropoda; Insecta; Lepidoptera; Papilionidae.